AUGGCCUAUUAUAGAAGAGGAGAUUCCAUCUUUGAUUCAUUCUCUUUAAGUCCUCUGCCAUAUCCAGUUCUGCUAAUCCUAGCGUUGACAUCGAUAUUUCUCGGAAUAUCAUGGUACGUGAACUAUGACUCAGUUUUGGAAACUGUCGAAGAGCAAAUGAGUUGGGUACUUUUUGCCACACCAGUAGUUUUGAUACUCUUAGCUCGUUGGCUGUCAUCUAUGGAAACUUCUGAUAUGCUAUUCGGUUCAUCGCCAUGGGAACGUCGCCGCCGGACUCAUCAUCUCCCUUCAGAGGGUACCUCACCAUGGGCUGUGGCUGCUUUCAUUGUGUUGCUGUUGAUUUUGGUGCAGUAUCAGUCAGUUUUUCGUGAGAGCUGGCUGUCAACUGGUACCUUUAUUAGAUCCAAGAUAAAAAAAUCAGCCCCCCCAAUAUUUGAUUCUGAGAAAAUUGAGUGGUAUAACCUUGAAGCUUAUGUUGUUUCAGUUCUUUCCUCAAAUAAACCUGAGAACUGUAUUUGA
This is a messenger RNA of Durio zibethinus, 519 nucleotides long. NCBI's taxonomy places the organism in Eukaryota, Viridiplantae, Streptophyta, Magnoliopsida, Malvales, Malvaceae. The record is from RefSeq and is a predicted model, not a curated record.